UAGCACACAUCGGCUCACCAUGACGCAGUGCCUUAAGCCCCGCCCCCCCCACUGAGGGUUUAGUAAAGCGUCACGUUGCUCUGCAGCAGAGUCUCUCCAGUCAGCUCGACAUCCUUUACAUUGCUACUCUUUGAAGCUCUCACGUCGUCCCACAGCCGCCAUGACUCACCAAUUUCCCGCUCUGAGCCCUGAGCAGAAGAAGGAACUGCAGGACAUCGCGCAGAGGAUCGUGGCCCCAGGGAAGGGCAUCCUUGCUGCCGAUGAGUCCACUGGCAGCAUGGCCAAACGUUUCACCCCCAUUGGCGUGGAGAACACGGAGGAGAACCGACGUCGCUACCGCCAGCUUCUCUUCACGGCCGAUGCGCGCAUCGACAGCUGCAUCGGUGGCGUCAUCUUCUUCCACGAGACGCUGUACCAGACCACAGACGACGGCACUCCCUUCUCCAAGCUCAUCAAGGACCGUGGCAUCGUCGUCGGCAUCAAGGUGGACAAAGGUGUAGUGCCCCUCGCCGGAACAAAUGGAGAGACCACCACUCAAGGUCUGGACGGGCUGUCCGAGCGCUGCGCCCAGUACAAGAAGGAUGGUGCCGACUUCGCAAAGUGGCGCUGUGUGCUGAAGAUCAGCGACACCACGCCGUCAGAGCUGGCCAUCUUUGAGAAUGCUAACGUGCUAGCACGCUAUGCUAGUAUUUGCCAGCAGAAUGGCAUUGUCCCCAUUGUGGAGCCAGAGAUCCUUCCUGAUGGAGACCAUGACCUAAAGCGCUGCCAGUACGUCACUGAGAAGGUUCUAGCUGCCGUGUACAAGGCUCUGUCAGACCACCAUGUCUACCUGGAGGGGACGCUCCUGAAGCCCAACAUGGUCACCGCCGGACACUCAUGCCCCAACAAGUACAGCGGCGAGGAAAUCGCCAUGGCCACAGUCACCGCGCUGCGUCGCACCGUCCCUCCUGCAGUCACAGGAGUGACCUUCUUGUCAGGCGGCCAGUCUGAAGAGGAGGCCAGUGUCAACCUCAACGCCAUCAACAACUGUCCGCUCGCCAAGCCCUGGGCACUCACAUUCUCCUAUGGCCGCGCCCUGCAGGCCUCUGCCCUGCAGGCUUGGAGAGGAGACCUAAGCAACGAGAAGGCCGCCACCGAGGAGUUCAUCAAGCGUGCCGAGGCAAACGGUUUAGCCGCCCUUGGCAAGUACGAGUCCGCCGGCACAGGUGGCGCCGCGGGACAAUCCCUCUACGUGGCCAACCACGCCUAUUAAAGCAGCACAUGUGACGGCGGCCUAGUUAGACUUAUAUCUGCUCUGCUAUUAACCUCCCCACCACUCCUACAUGCAUCACUGGCCUACGCUGUCUACUGAUCUGAAAAGUAUUAUUAUUAAAAUGACUGCAUAACAUAUUUUAAAUCAAAUUGUCAAACUACUAAAAAGGGAGCUGCUGUAUUUUUCCUUAUCAGAUCGAACAAUUAAAAAAUUAGUUUGAAGUGUAUGUGGAGUGGUAUUAUCAGCUGAGGCAGAAAAAUAAAUAGCCUUCCUGCCUCCGUUUUGUCUCAUAUUGGACAGCAUGUUUGUUUCUGUGUUUCACUGAAUGCAUUCGUGCUUUAAAAGGCAAAAAUCCUCUCAGUGGGACCAACAAGGCAUCAAAAAGACAUUUCCAGUUUAAGUUUUUAGUCUAAAAACGCGAGGUCCCCCAGACACACAAGGACUCUUAUGUCGUAUAAUUCCUCUUAAUGUUUUCACUCUCACACUUCACGCUCUCACUAAUCAAUCCACUUGUGUGUGUCCAAUCUUGAGUGUACCGUUAGCUUUAAAUUGCACAGUUAAGUGUAUGCGGUUGUGUGAAGCUGUCGAUAUUGUGUGUCAUUCCCCCUCCGGCAUCCUCGCGCCGGCCCCACGAUAGGAAGAGCAAAACAAAGACAAAGUGAAGUGAUGGUGGCUGCCGAAGUGCUCUCGGACCAACGUGUGGGCCGCGCAGCGAGGAAACACUGCUGUAUUGGAAAAAUGUGAUGUUUGUGGUGUUAAUAUUGUUCUUGAAGCACUCUACUGUAUGUCAAAUAGUGAAAACAAAUAAACUAUAUUAAACAGUAAACCGUG
Dunckerocampus dactyliophorus (ringed pipefish) is the source of this 2083-nucleotide messenger RNA. It is a transcript of the gene aldocb, whose product is annotated as aldolase C, fructose-bisphosphate, b. Gene Ontology annotation, cellular component: cytosol. The record is from RefSeq and is a predicted model, not a curated record. Gene Ontology annotation, biological process: fructose 1,6-bisphosphate metabolic process; glycolytic process. The transcript has 9 exons. The coding region runs from base 161 to 1252 and encodes 363 amino acids. Gene Ontology annotation, molecular function: fructose-bisphosphate aldolase activity. NCBI's taxonomy places the organism in Eukaryota, Metazoa, Chordata, Actinopteri, Syngnathiformes, Syngnathidae.